Pyrgilauda ruficollis (rufous-necked snowfinch) is the source of this 976-nucleotide messenger RNA. Its product is annotated as transmembrane emp24 domain-containing protein 11-like. NCBI's taxonomy places the organism in Eukaryota, Metazoa, Chordata, Aves, Passeriformes, Passeridae. Gene Ontology annotation, biological process: Golgi organization; endoplasmic reticulum to Golgi vesicle-mediated transport; intracellular protein transport. The record is from RefSeq and is a predicted model, not a curated record. Gene Ontology annotation, cellular component: Golgi apparatus; endoplasmic reticulum; COPII-coated ER to Golgi transport vesicle. The transcript is spliced from 5 exons. Bases 74 to 727 code for a protein of 217 amino acids.
GAACAACCACAGGACUACAGGCAUUUGUAUGUAACUAUCUUCAAAAGCACUACAGCAGGGAUAUAUAAAAACCAUGAAAAGCAAAUUAAUAGGAUUCCUUAUGAACUUUUGGAUUUCUUUUUCAUUCGCUUUGUAUUUUCACGCGGGAGAAAGAGAAGAGAAAUGCAUAAUUGAAGAUAUUCCCAGUGACACCUUGGUAGUUGGGAAUUACAAAGUACAACGCUGGGAUAUACAUACACAUGACUUUCUUGAAUCUGCUCCUGGUUUGGGAAUGUUUGUGACUGUCACAAUACCUACUGGUGAGAUACUGUUGUCAAAACUGUAUGGGCCACAAGGGACUUUUACUUUUACAUCCUACAUCUCUGGGGAGCAUAUCAUCUGUUUCCAGUCUAACUCCACAAGAUUUGCAGUGAUUGCAGGAAGUAAACUGCGUAUCCACUUGGACAUCAGAGUUGGAGAGCAUUUUUUGGAUGAAUCUGCUAUUCAAGCUAAGGACAAAGUAAAUGAAGUUAGUAUCAGGCUAGAGCAUCUAGUGGAGCAAAUUCACCACGUAACCAGAGAACAAGACUAUGAAAGAGAGCGUGAAGAAAAAUUUCGGAAAACAAGCGAAGAAACCAACAGCAAUAUUUUGUGGUGGGCUAUAGUACAAACACUAAUCCUCAUCUCUGUUGGAAUCUGGCAAAUCAAAUCUCUCAGAGAUUUCUUUAUAUCUAAGAAGCUUGUUUAAGUUCUAUAAAGUCAAUGCACAGAUUCAAAAAUUGCACACCAUGUGACACUGAACAUCCAAAGAAACCCUGCACCUAUGAGAAAAUUGCUUGUAUGGAGCUCUCAGCUUUAUCUCAUCUUCUGUUCUAACUGGUGUCUCCAGCUAGGUCACAACCUCUGCCAUCCCUCACGUUUUGCUCCUUGAAUCCCAUCUUUUUACUAUUUCCCCCCAUCUAUAGAUAUAAAGCUAAAUAUAGAAGAAGUCAGUGAC